AUGGAGGAUUUUGUGCUUCAGAAAGAACAAAUGAAAGUGGAUAGACCCAAUCCAAAUAAAGGGGAAUUCGUCCCACCUGACCUAAACUCCCACUUCCAAAUUUCGUAUAUUUCACUAACAAAAGUGUCAGUAAUUAAAAAGUUCCCCCCGGUGAAACUUUCCUUUUCAACUCGCAUCUCCUCCUGCAACAUUCCAGAGAAAUCGACGACUAACAGCACGUCAGCACCCACUAAUUUCGCUUCUUCUGGUAACAAAUAA
Dovyalis caffra is the source of this 258-nucleotide messenger RNA. The record is from the annotation of a GenBank genome assembly. Lineage: Eukaryota; Viridiplantae; Streptophyta; Magnoliopsida; Malpighiales; Salicaceae.